GUUACACAAUCUGGCCAAUCAGCAGCAUCCUUGCUCAGUUGCGGUCCAAUAGGCGGCGGUUUUGUAAGAACAGUUGCAGCCACAACAAGAAGUUUCCAAAAUGGGGCUGGAAAGUACUAUGGUCUGCGUGGACAACAGCGAGUACAUGAGAAAUGGAGACUUCCUCCCAACGAGGCUGCAAGCUCAACAGGACGCUGUCAACAUUGUUUGUCACUCCAAAACACGGAGCAACCCAGAAAACAACGUGGGCCUCAUCACCAUGGCUAAUAACUGCGAGGUCCUGACCACACUGACACCAGACACCGGCCGCAUCCUGUCCAAACUCCAUGCUGUCCAGCCCAGAGGGAACAUCUCUUUCUGCACUGGCAUCAGAGUGGCGCACCUGGCCUUAAAGCACCGACAGGGAAAAAACCACAAGAUGAGGAUAAUCGCCUUUGUGGGGAGUCCCGUGGAGGACAACGAAAAAGACCUUGUUAAGUUGGCCAAACGCUUAAAAAAGGAGAAGGUGAAUGUGGAUAUCAUCAACUUUGGCGAAGAGGAGGUGAACACAGAGAAGCUGACGGCCUUCAUCAACACCUUAAAUGGCAAAGAGGGGACGGGCUCCCACCUGGUCACGGUGCCGCCCGGGCCCAGCCUGGCGGACGCGCUGCUGUCCUCUCCCAUCCUGGCCGGCGAGGGAGGGUCCAUGAUGGGUCUGGGCGCCAGCGACUUUGAGUUUGGUGUGGACCCCAGCGCUGACCCAGAACUGGCCCUGGCGUUGCGUGUUUCCAUGGAAGAGCAGCGCCAGAGGCAGGAAGAGGAGGCCCGCAGAGUCGCCGCAGCUUCUGUGGCUGAAGCUGGCCUGCCCGCAGCCGGCGCCGAUGAAUCAGAGGACGCUCUACUAAAGAUGUCGGUGUCUCAGCCUGAGACGGGGGCAGCCGUGCUUCCCGACUUCAGCAGCAUGACGGAGGAGGAGCAGAUAGCCUACGCCAUGCAGAUGUCCCUCGCUGGAGGAGAAUAUAGUGAAAUGGACACCACAGGGCCAAUGGACGCUGCAGAGUCUGUCAAAGAAGAGGAUGAUUACGACGUGAUGCAAGACCCCGAGUUCCUGCAGAGCGUCCUGGAGAACCUGCCUGGCGUGGACCCAAACAACGAAGCCAUCCGCAACGCCAUGGGCUCUCUGGCCUCGCAGACGGGCAAUAAGCCCGAUGGAAAAAAGGAUGAGGAGAAGAAGAAAUGAGGGGAGCGUAACGGGGGACGGUUGUAUCAGAAGCUGACACUCAUGUCAUCACCCAAAGGAAGCAUCCGACUGCAGUCACAUUUCUGUACAUUGUAGUAACUAGUUAAUUAGAAGUGGAGUGAUGCAGAUGCCAUUAUCCGCCUCACUUUUGUUUAUUUUGCAAUAAAGCUGUAAAG
This is a messenger RNA of Doryrhamphus excisus (bluestripe pipefish), 1395 nucleotides long. RefSeq names its product proteasome 26S subunit ubiquitin receptor, non-ATPase 4a (gene psmd4a). Gene Ontology annotation, biological process: proteasome-mediated ubiquitin-dependent protein catabolic process. Lineage: Eukaryota; Metazoa; Chordata; Actinopteri; Syngnathiformes; Syngnathidae. Gene Ontology annotation, cellular component: nucleus; cytosol; proteasome regulatory particle, base subcomplex. Gene Ontology annotation, molecular function: polyubiquitin modification-dependent protein binding. The record is from RefSeq and is a predicted model, not a curated record.